Lampris incognitus (smalleye Pacific opah) is the source of this 3772-nucleotide messenger RNA. It is a transcript of the gene fan1, whose product is annotated as FANCD2 and FANCI associated nuclease 1. The record is from RefSeq and is a predicted model, not a curated record. Gene Ontology annotation, cellular component: nucleus. Lineage: Eukaryota; Metazoa; Chordata; Actinopteri; Lampriformes; Lampridae. Gene Ontology annotation, molecular function: 5'-flap endonuclease activity; flap-structured DNA binding; 5'-3' exonuclease activity. Gene Ontology annotation, biological process: interstrand cross-link repair. The transcript is spliced from 13 exons. The coding region runs from base 21 to 3041 and encodes 1006 amino acids.
CUACCUGGCCGUCCACUGAGAUGAGUGAAAGGGGAAACCGAGCCAAACGCCGGCGUGUUUUAUCGCUGUCCAAGAACAAGAACGGAGGGAACGCGAAGAGAGAUGAGGGCAGUGCGGCGACGCCUUCGAUCGCCUCGUUCUUCGGUGGCGCCCCUCCGCCGAAGCUCGCCUGCCCCCUGUGCGGCCAGCUGGUACCCAGGUACGGAAUCAACGAGCACAUUGAUCUGCAGUGUGCAAACUUUGAUAGAGGCGACAAAGCUGCUGCCUCGGCAGGCGGCAGUGUCGCGCCACGCGUGCCCUUGCCACCCCAGGAUAGCCCAAUCAAAUCCCCAGAUCGGGAUCCAUCGUCGGCCCAACGUGAAGAUGCCAAAACCAGCCCGUAUUUCAAAAAGCGUAAUUCUCAAGCGGUGCCUCGGGAGAUGGGUAGUGGGUCUGUGGUCAGAACGGUUGACCUGGGGAAGCUCUCCUCCAAGCUUUCAACAAGACGCCGUAGAAGUCUCGAUGGGACGCAGACGCUGGAUAAGCAUGUCCCCCAUCGUACAGAGGAGGAGGGCUGCGAGGCUCUCGGCAGCUCUCAGAAGGAGAAUAAUGAGCUUGAGAGUCUUGAUGCUAAGGGGGACCGUUUCCUCGUUGCUGCCUUGACAGCGGAUGUGCUUGAGGACGGGACUCCCAGGAAAUUGGCAGAUCCGUUGCGUCGAGAGAGAGGGGAGAGUCUUGAAUGUGAAUCAGCCAAAUCGGAGACCAUCAACCCAGUGCUUUCUCCUAAGUUACUCUCUCCCUCUUUCAAACCAAAAAUUGGGGGAAAGGGAGAAGCUUCUGAAGACAGUUCGUCUACUUUAAGAAAGAGAGCAAGAUAUGAUGAGAGAGGAAAGGAGCAAGAGGAGGUUGACAUUAGUGGAGGUCUUGCAGAGACUGUUGAUAAAAACCAGCAUAGUUUUAAGGAAACUUCCACAGCCUUGUGCAGCACCCCUUGGAAUCAAAGCUUGAAGGUGCAUGAGGGAAGCACUUCAGCGUUUGACAGUUCUAAACAGAUGGAAUCUGGUGCUUCUAAUGCUAUCAAGGAUACACAAAACUAUCACCCCCCCACAUUGCCCUACUACCUCCGUAACUUCCAGUCAGUGCUAAAGGCUGUGCUGGAGAAUGAGGAUGAUAGCAUGCUGUUCAACCAAGAAGAUCUUGCAUACAUACGCACCUUUGAAAAGCUUUCAGUCAGUGGACGGAAGCUCUAUGUGAGACUCUUUCAGAGGAAACUGAAAUGGCUUCAAGUGAAUAAACUUGAUUAUGAAGAAAUAUGCAGUGAGUUAGGACCUGUUGCUCAAGAGCUGGUUGAGGGUGGCUUUCUACAGUCAGAGCAGGAUCUCCAGGACUUGAGAGAGGCUCUGGAACUACUGCCUGCUCCAGAACUCAAAGGUCUGGCUAAGACAUUCCAUCUAGGUGGUUCUGGGACUCAGAAACAGCAGCUAGUGGAUGGGCUCCUUCGUUUAAGCAGGCAGAAGUCCCUGUUCGCUGUAACUUCGGGUCAAAACAGCAUAGGGGCUGUUAUCCUCAAAAGAGCAAAGCGGGUUGCCGGUUCCUGCGUGCGUCUGUCCCGCGUCCCCCGAGCUGUCUUCUCUCGUGUCCUUUUACUCUUCUCACUGACAGACUCUGUGGAGGAGGAGGAGAUGGCAGCAGGUGGCCAGGGACAGCUCUACACAAUCCUGCUGGUUAACUCGGGCCGUUUGGCCUUCCCCGAUUACACAGUGCAACGUUGUGCCAAGCUGUUCCAAGACAGAGAGGAUCUUAUUAGGUAUGAGGCAGCCAUGCGAACCCUGCAGGAGGUUAUCACAGCCAUGCAGGCAGGCCUGUGGGAAGAUGCCCUGGAGUUAUACACCGCUGCCAAAACUGCCUGGCAAGAGCUGAGGAAGAUAUAUGACUUUAGACACCAGGAGGGGCUGCCUGUGUUUCUCCGCUGCUUCACUUCUGGAUGGGCCUACACUCGUAUCCGGUCUAGGGGAGUGGAGAUCCUGCAGAGGCUGCGCCGCUACCAGGACGCAGUAGAGGAAUUGCAGUCCCUCCUGGCUCAAUCAGUUUACUGUCCUGACAGCCGGGGGCGAUGGUGGGACAGGCUGGCAUUAAACCUUCAUCAGCACCUCAAAAAACCUGAGCAGGCUAUUUGUGCUAUCAGAGAUGGGCUUUCAGAUCCUCUUGUGCGAACCGGUCAUCAGUUGUCUCUCCACCAGAGGGCAGUCAGGAUGAAGGAGUCCCCCAGCUUCAAGAAAUACCAUCUGCAACUCAGAGAUCUGCCUGCCAUCCACAUCCAAGAUGUCACACAUGUGACUAUCCGAGGACAACUGUUCCCUCAUGAGGGAGGCAUGGGGAAGUCUGUUUUCCUUAUGCCAGCAAAUGAGGAAACAGGAGAGAGUGGUAAUGCCACCAUAAUGUGCUCUGUGGAAGAAUUGGCACUAGCACACUACCGCCAGCUGGGUUUUGACCAAGGGAUACACGGAGAAGGUUCCACAUUCUCCACUUUGUUCGGCCUUCUGUUGUGGGAUAUCAUUUUCAUGGAGGAUAUUCCAGAUGUUUUCCGAAACCCCUAUCAGACCUCUCCGCUGGACCUUUUCACCGACUGUUUCUAUGAGAACAGGAGAGAGGCGAUUGACACCUGUGUGCAGGUACUUGGUGAGGCUUCCACGGAGACGCUGCACGACAUGUUGGAGGCUGUCUGGACGUCCCAGGAGGGCAAAGUGUGUUCGCUGGUCAACUGGAAAUGCUUUUCUUCACUGCAACAGGCACAGAGUCUAGUGUCAUGCCUGGGUGGAACCUUUUUAGGAGCAAUAAUCACACGUAUGGCCAAAGACUAUAGACACUGCCGAGGAGGUUUACCUGACCUGCUGGUGUGGAGCACCUCCAACAACAUCUAUAAGUUGGUAGAGGUGAAGGGGCCAAAUGAUCGGCUGUCCCAGAAGCAGCAGAUCUGGCUGGAUGAGCUGCAGAAACUAGGAGCCGAUGUGGAAGUCUGUCACGUCACCGCUGUUGGAGCGAGAGGAACUUAUGUGGAAUAGAGGGAAAACCCCACAACUGGCGACGUGGAUUUGCUCUUGAUAAAGCGGGGUGUUUGAUCAAAAUGAUGAACGCAUCAGCAGAAAGACUGUUUUGGGAGAAGGCUUCACGGUGAAGAUGAACUUGGGUACUUACCACCGGUUUACUUGGAUCAAUGAGUAAGGCUAUUGUCCAUCACUACUGUAAUUGACCAAAUUGGUCCUCUAAAUGAAUGACGGUAUAAGAACACAUUAUUUCAAAUGCUGCAUUUAACUCUUCUACACACUCGAACGUGACCGUGUCAGGUUAUAUGAAAGGCACCCGUAAUACGGCUGACGUUCUGCAAAGUGAUGCGUCUUCAUCAACCUCGAAAGCAACGGCUUCCAGUGGAACAGGUGCAUCGUAGGCUGAAGCUCAGUGAGAGGUAACCAGAGUCGAAGCGGUUACACUAGACGGGAGCCACCCCGUUGCUCAAGUUCACUUUGACGACAAAGGCUGUUCUGGAAUCAUCCAGUGGCUCAAUGAUACUGUCACAUGAGUUAUUACCAGGUCCACACAUGCUGUUGUGUCUGGGUUUUGUUUAACGCCGCUGUCAUGUAGAAAGUUACCAAACGCUUCCAUCUGGUUUUAAGGAUCUAAAUCUGGGCUAUUUUUCCCCUGUGAAAGGUUGACAAUGUAACACAAAACGCUUUAAUGGGAACUUGGACAGUACAUCUGUAAAACUGAUUUACAGCCACAGACAUUAAUGAAUAAA